Molecule: messenger RNA, 2077 nt
Organism: Oreochromis niloticus (Nile tilapia)
Lineage: Eukaryota; Metazoa; Chordata; Actinopteri; Cichliformes; Cichlidae
Product: zinc finger BED domain-containing protein 1
Exons: 3
Coding region: 608-2077 (489 amino acids)
Source: RefSeq, a predicted model, not a curated record
AGAACAUAAUGUGGAUUGUUUUUAUUUGUUAGCUGUAUGGGCAGCAUUUUUGUGUAUGUGAUCCCUUUUCUUAAAUUAGAUUUGCUAUAUACACAUAUUUUGCUCUCUUAGUAUUUUUAGGACCUGACUGAUACUGAAAACUUUAGGGUGAUACUGAUAAAAAGGAGUUAAAUAUUUAGAUACUGAUACAUUGGUCGAUAUUCUUUUUACAGAUAGUAUACAGAUUACAGAACUUAGAAUGUAUACAGAAAUACAUGUUUUUUGCAAUAAUCGUUCAAAAUUGGUUUACACUUGUGAAUAAAUACAGCAAUAUGUCUGCAAAAUUUGACCAAAUUCACCACUCUUUUAUACUAUGCUAAACAAUCAAAGAUUAGCUCAAGUCUAGUUGAAUGAUGUUUUAAAAUGUGUUUUCCUUUAGUGUUAAUCACAGUGAUGUUAUGAAGUAAUGUGUGAACCUGACAUAUGAUAAUAUUAAUCUCUACAGAGGAAACAUCCAUCGAAGAUUGAGCAGUACAAUAUCACUGUGGCAUCAACAUCUUGUCAGCGAAAGACCACAGCCACACCAAACAAGCUCUCAGCAAAUACACAAGCCAAGUUACCAGACCUGAUGUUGAGAGCUGCAAACAAACAUGUUCCACAAGCAACUGUUGACAAGCUUGUCAUCAAUUUCAUAUGUGAGGGUCUACAGCCAUUUGCAGUGGUAGAACAGCCAUCUUUCAAAGAAUUAGUUACCACAUUACAACCUCAAGCCAAAGUCCUCUCCAGACCCACUGUCCGUGCCAGAAUCUGUGAAGCUGCUGAUCACAUGAAGAUGACUUUGGUUGCAGCAUUGGAUAAAGUCAAAUUUGUUGCUACCACUGCUGAUUGUUGGUCAGCUCAUCAGAAAAGUUACCUUGGAGUCACAUGCCAUUGGAUAGAGGAAGAGUCCCUGGAAAGAAGAUCUGCAGCACUAGCGUGCAAAAGAUUGAGAGGGUCUCACACAUUUGACAUGCUUGCUGGUGCGCUUGAUGAUAUCCAUUGCCAAUACAAGAUUAGAGGCAAAGUUGUAAGAACCACAACUGAUAGUGGAUCCAACUUUGUCAAGGCCUUCCACAUGUUUGGGGCACAAAAUGAUGCAGAUGAAGAUGAAGGUGAAGAUGAAGCAGACCCAGAAACUCUUGAUCUGACUGACCAUAUUGACUACCAUGAGGCAAGUGCAAUUCUUGAUGAAGACUCCGGUUUGGAGUAUCAACUCCCGCCUCAUCAGCGAUGUGCAUGUCACCUGCUAAACCUUGUGGCAACAACUGAUGCUGCCCUAGCAGAGAGCAUGAAUGACACCUACAAGAGGCUCUCCCGUGCAACCUUUGCAAAAUGCCAGGCCAUUUGGAACAAAACUGGCCAGUCUCAUUUGGCUAAUGAAGUGGUAGAGGACAAGUGUGAGCUACAGCUCAUUCGUCCCAAUGCAACACGGUGGAAUUCAACCUACCUUGCCAUUGAAAGGAUAAUACGCAUCAUUGAUGAGAAGGGGGAAGAUGCCAUCAGGAGCAUUUGUGAGGAGUUCAAGGUGAAAAUGUUGAGUCCUGCAGAAGUUGCAUUCCUUAGGGAGUACUGUACCACCAUGAAGCCACUGGUGAAAGCUUCAAACAUCCUUCAGUCUGAGUCCACUUCCUUUAUGGGAUGGCUCCUGCCAGUAAUCCAACAACUACUGUCCAAACUUAGCAGGCUGGAGACAUCAAGCAAGACAUGCGUGCCACUCAUCAGAGCCCUGCAAAAUGGCCUUCAAAAGCGUUUUGGACCGAUGAUGGAGGAUCCAGAGUUGGCUGCAGCUGCAGUCCUCUUACCCAAGUUCAAGACUUCCUGGACUGACAGAGCAGAUGUAAUAGAGGCUGCCUUGACAUACAUCAAACAACAUCUUGAAAUGACAGAGCAUGAGAGUGAGGAUCAGCAAAGAGAGUCAUUUGAUGAAGAUGAAUUCUUCUCCAAACCAAUCUCCAGAAGGCUGCAAAGUGCAGUUGAGCUUGAUUUCUUGCUUGUGCCACAGACACCAUGGAGCUGCUGCACUCCUUCUCAGCCAUCAAAAACCUCUCUCUUAAACUGA